Molecule: messenger RNA, 2243 nt
Organism: Etheostoma spectabile (orangethroat darter)
Lineage: Eukaryota; Metazoa; Chordata; Actinopteri; Perciformes; Percidae
Product: A-kinase anchor protein 8-like
Exons: 11
Coding region: 156-1463 (435 amino acids)
Biological process (GO): regulation of DNA-templated transcription elongation
Cellular component (GO): nucleus; DBIRD complex
Molecular function (GO): zinc ion binding; DNA binding
Source: RefSeq, a predicted model, not a curated record
UCUGUAUUCGGUGUGUUCUCUAUGGAUGAAACGCACAGGUGCCGUCCACCGUGUGUUGGAGAACGCCGCCAUCUGUCGGCGGGUGGAAGUGACUGGCACCCAGCAGUUUGUAGCUGAUCUAGCUCUACUAUCUGCUCCUGUAAAGCAACCAAAUAAUGAAACGUCAGGAUAAUGUUCCGUUCAACCCUUCAGCCAAACCCAAAGCAGCUGCUCAAGCAUCAUACAAUCAACAGCAGUGUGGCAGAAUACCCCAGGACUUUAAAGAAGCUAUGUUACACAUCCCGGUGAAGCCACCAGUCAACUCAAACACCAGGACAUCUGGCAAUGUUGCUAAGACAAAACCAGCCCUGAAACGUUCAGUCAGAUCUUCUGCUGACAAAUGGAAGUCUUCAUUCAAACCAUUAGGAGAAGAAGAUGACUCUCCGGACACAAGAACUGGCAGUUCAGAAAAGGUUGAAAUCUAUAAUCCUUACGAUCCUCACUCGUCAGACUCUGAGUACGAGAUGGCCCAAGACCACAACCACUCCUCAUCCAAUCAAGGUGCAGGCUGCCUUAAAAAGGGCCGCUGGGACAGGAGUUACUCAAAAUCAGCGAGCCAACUUCUCAACAGGUGUGACUUAAGCCCUGAAACCAGACCCACAGAGAGUCAAGGUUUCAGCACAGGUCAUAGACUGCCUGAACGGGAGGCUUAUGGCCCCACCACUGAAUCACUUGACCGACCAGGUUUUGACUCCAUAAGCAGACCCCUGGACCACAGGGUCUGCAGCCCCGACAGGCAUAUACACGGCUCCUCCACCCAACGCUUUCUUGCUUCUUAUGAAGGACAGAGGACCAACGGGGAGGAGGGGAUAAUAAUCCCAGAAUACAGCAGAGAGAUGACCACUACUGUUAGAUUAUCCCCACCCAGGUUACAGCGGGACCAUCAACAUCAAUUGGAAUACGCAAAAACAGGACUGGACCGUAUCAAACCUUCCACAGAGGUGCCAAGAAACAGGAAAAUAAUAAUGGACAUGAACCCCAUCAUCUGUGACCUUUGCGAAGUUGAGUUAGCCAAUGGUCGGGAGCUGGAGGAUCACUUGGAGAGCAAGAGUCACUGGGACACCCUGGAGCACAUCCAGCAGCAGAAUAAUUACGAUGAUCUGGCUAUAGCCUUCAUACAGGAAGUCAUGCUGUAUAAAAGCCAGCAGUGCAGCCGAAACAUAGAGGAUAGUGCACUUCAAGCUCUGCAGGAAAAUGACCACAUGACAAAGAUUGAAAUGUUCCACUGUGCGGCUUGCAGCGUCUUCAUAUCCACAUCUGCAUCCUCGGUGCAGACUCACAUUACCUCUCAGGAACACCUCGCCAACACAAAGGACUUUCAAGUGCAGCAGAGACGUUCUUGCCUUUACAAAGCAGAAACCAUGAUGAAGGAGCUGAAACCUCAGUUUGAACACUUCCUGAAGGGUGGCAGCCCGUUUAAAUGAUGGAAAUCACUGAAAGUCUCCAAAAUACCGGUGUACGCUGACAGGCAGUUUGUGCCAGAUGAACUGUGGACUUAAAGCUCAAUCACACCCACGCAGAAAUGCUGUGGUGAUACUAAUACAGGAUUUGUCUGAAGAAAUGGAGGCAUCUUGAAUCAAGGUUUGUUCAAACAAUAUCGAUGUUCUUGUAUAUUUGUUCCCAAAUGGCUCGUCUAUAUUAACGUUAGCUGCAGUACUCAAAGUAAUCACCAUUGGGUCACCUUAAGGAGCUAAAGUUUGUAAUUUUAUAAAUGUACGCAUUCAAUGUUUUUACAAUUGGUGUGGAAAAAAAAGAUUGAAAAAGUCAACUUGUUUCUUGUUUUUUUUUAAUUUUAUUUAGAACAACACAUGUUUUAAGCAUUGUAUCUGUGAUAUAGUACAUUUAAAAUUAAAUUAUCUCAAAACAGUAUAUUUAAACAUUAAAUAUAGGUGACAUGUAUGAAGGGCAUCGUCAGCACUGGCUGUGCCGGUUAGGUUUUUUUUUUUUUUUUUCCUUAACCACCUUCAGGUUUAAUUUUGUAUUUGUAUUAGAAACAAUGUAGUUACUGAAAUACUAUAAAACACUUUCUAUGCAUAACAAGUUUGCAGACAUUGUUUUUGUUCUUCUAUAGUAGCUCACGUUUCCACUUGUGAUUCCUGAAACUGUAAGCUUUCAGGUGCCAUCAUUUUCAGUUAAAAUAUUCAUCUCAUUAACUGUGGCCGGAAAAAAAGAGACUGAGGGCUUGAAUUUGAACAUGUUGCAAU